UGCCCCGCGCCGCGGGCAGCCGAGAAUCCACGCAUCAUGGGGACCUCACUGCUCCUGCUGCCGCUCCUCAUCGGGGCAGCCAGCGCGGACGUCAAUGUACGCUUCACGGAGGGCUUUGGCCACCCGGAGACCAACACCUGGGAUAGCAGCUGCCGCGGCGGCGCGUACCGCGCAGCCGCGCUCACCAAAGCGGCGGGCCUGCGCAUCGACGGUGGGGGCGUCGCCUACCAAUGCGGCUCUGACACAGCUUGCGCGCAAGUCUUCGCCUCGAUGGGCUACGACGGCUGGGCGCUCAACGCCGACGACCUCGCGUCGGGGUCGCUGGACACCUUCAUCACCAACGUUGGCAGCAAGCCGGUGUUGUCGAACUACGCCUCGAGCUAUACCUCGACAUUCGCGAACAUCGGCGGCGCCGUGCUGCUGGCGGUAGCGGAUGGCGGCACGACCAAGUACCGCCAGGCCGUCGCCGUCGCGCUCACCGAGGCGCGGAACGCCGGCAUCGACUUCGACACCACGCCGGUCAUUCUCCUGGUGAGCGGCAUCUCGACCGUCGACAUCGACGACCUCGGCGGGAUCAACGCCGCGGACGCCGUGGAGAAGCUCGCCAUGGAGACAGCGGACGUCGACCUCGUCAUCGCGACGGGCAUCUCCGGCCUGUCCACGAGCAGCUACGGGGAGGGCACCAACUGGGCGGGAGAAAGGGUCUACCUGGUCGGCUCCGACGCCUCGACGACCGUCCAGACGAUGGCGCUCGGCUUCAACGACGGGACCGGCGCACCGUCGUCGAUGGACAGAGAUGACGAGCCUUGCAGUGAGAGCAACUAUGACGAGUUCAUUUAUAAAAUGAUCUACGGCAACGUCGACACCGUGCAGAUCGGCAUGCUCUGCGACACGGGCGCCGCCGGGCGCGAGGAGUGCGACGCGGGGCGGGCGGCGUUCGAGGCGAUCAAUAACAAGAACGACGGCAUCUUCGACGACGUGCUGACAUCGACGAAGCUAGAGGUGACGGUUGCGUCUUUUGACGGCAACAACUGCGGGCUCGGCGCCUCGGCGCGGGAGGCGUGGCGGACCGACCUCGCCGCGGCCAAUCCGGUCGCGGUCGUCGGGCCCGGCGGUACGACGUGCGUGAAAUCGGUCGCAUCGAACUCUAACCGCCAGACUCUGGCAAGCUACGGUCUCCGGGAUGACGCGGUCGUCAUCUCCGAGUCGUCGACGGCCACGGUCGCCAGCGACCGGUCCAUCUACCCCAACCUGGCGCGCCUCGUGAGCACCGAGGACACGGUCAGCCAGGGGGUGUUGGCCGCAUUUCAGAAAUACGGCUGGACUCGCCUCGCCAUCGUGUACGACGCCACCGACGAGUGGGCCGCGGACACCGCGAGGGUAGUGAGCGAAAACCUCGGCGCCGCGGGCAUCGCCACCCUGGGCGACAAGUGCGUGUCGCGGUCGUGCGCGACAUCGGAAAGCAAGUCGGAUCACAGGGGUCCCAAGAAGAGCAUACGAUUCGACAAAGCGGACCCCCACUGGGGCAACACCCUCAUAUCCACGGACGUGGCCGACUCAAUUCUCGACGAACUGGUCGCACUCGACGCCAAGAUCAUCUACCUCAUGAUCCAGCCCUCCGACACCAAGGUGCUCUUCGAGCGGAUCUAUCAAACAAAGAAGUGCUAUGGGGCCGGGCACGCCUAUUUUACCGGGUGGCCCUCGGACCAAAUGUUUUUGAACGACGACGGAAAGGCGAGCACGGACGCCGCCUACGGCGCCGUGGGGCUGCUGACCGUCAAGGAGCGCCAGGACACGUCCGGUAGCGUCGCACAGGCCUUGAUCGCCGCCCGCGAGGGCAGCAUGGACGAGACCGUGUGCGCGCAGAACGACUAUGUCAACGACGGCAGGUACUGCGACGUCGACGGGGACGCCUCCACGCUGGGCGGCGGCUACGGCCCGUUCGUGGUCGACUCCGUGAUCACGCUGGCGAAGGCGCUCGACUCGCUCAGCAGCAGCUCCGACCGCCAGAACCCGGAAAAGAUCUACGAGGCGAUUGGGGACGUCGGGAGGGCGGGUUUCGAGGCCUAUUCGGGCACCGUGGUUCUGAACACCUACAAGGAGCGCGUGGGCUCCAUGGCGAUCAGAAAUUACCAGCUCGAGGAGAAGGCGAUCGAAAACGAGGAAAGGCGCCUCGCCGUGGAUCUGACGUCGACUUCCCUGGCCGACAAGGUCGUCGCCAACAUCGUGGGCGGCCAGUGGGUGCCGGAAGCCGGCAUGUCGAUCAUCUUCCCGGGCGGCACGACGAAGGUGCCUCUGGACCGCACGCCCGAAAGCGACGACGGCAAGGGCAAGGUCGACAUGGGCCUUAUCUUAGGCUUAAUCUUCGGCCUCUUCCUCCCGAUCCUCCUCUGCAUCGGCGUCGGCUUCUACCUCUACCGCCGGAAGAAGAUCGAGAAAUCCCGCAAACAAAAAGCGACGAUCCAGCAGGCCCAGGACGAGCUCCAGGCCUUCAAGGAGAGCGUCGUGAACAUGAGGGUUGUGGUCGAGGCGGCGGCGCCCGGGGGUAGCGCCGCGGAAAAUGCGCCGCCGGCCGCGCCCGCCAAGUGGUACUGGGAGGAGAGCGUCGCGCGGCUGACGGCGCACGCCGUCGUCAAGCCGCCCCACUGGAUCCCUUAUGAUGAUCAAACCUCGGCCCAGCUCGAGGCGGCGAGGGCCAAAGCUUCGGUCGGCGGCUCGCCGGUCGUGCCCCUGUCGGCCGCGUACCACGCGAACGUCCUCGAGAUGAAGCAGACGAACGUGCGUACCGGCUUCUCGCGGGCGCUUCUGCGGGACGCGCCGCCGCCUCCCAAAUCUUCGUCGUGGUUUGGUUCCAGGGACGCACCUCCUCCGCCUCCCCCAUUACCCGCGGACAUCGACGCCGACGAGCGCACUUGUUUGGUCUGCGACGUGGGUGCUAUCUUACAACUGGCCAAACAACGGGACGACGGCUGGGCCUUCGGAAGCGUCGUCCUCGCGGCCGACGGCGCGCUGAGCACGGACCCGGGCUACGGCUGGAACCGCAACCAGGGCUGGUUCCAGAUGGAGAAGACCGACGUGCCGACCGCGGACCAGUUAGCCGAGUUGCAGAAAGUACUGGGCGGAAGCGGCGGCACCGACGCUCUAGCCACGCCAAAGUACUGGGACGAAGUCAAGGACCCCACCGUCGUCGAGUACUUUAGAUUAGAUCCUAGGUCGCCGGCGACGCGCGACGAGUACACGAGGUGUGUGGACGCCUUCAUGCUCACGCUCGAUCGCUCGAAGUUCCGCAUCCACUCCGUCGACCGCGUCCAGAACAUCAGUCUGUGGCAGUCCUACGCCGUGAAGAAGGCCGCGACCUGUUCUCGUGAAGAUGAUCCUGAUAAGGCGGCGCGGAAGUAUGUUCGAGCUUGGUUGUUUCACGGCUGCCCGAGUGACGUCGUUCCCAAGAUCCUGCAGCAGGGUUUUAAUCGUAGUUUCUGCGGCAAGAACGCGACGCUCUACGGCAAGGGCGUGUACUUCGCGCGCGACGCGUCGUACUCGACCUUUCCAUUGUAUUGCGCGCCCGACGCCCAGGGCGUGCAGACCAUUUUCUUGGUGCGCGCCGUCGUCGGCCAGUGGUCCAAGGGCGUCAAGGACGCGCUCACGCCCGACGUCCGCGACGCGGCGCGCAACAUCCUGUACGACUGCACGGUCGACAACGUCAGGGACCCCUCCAUCUUCGUCACGUACCACGACGCCCAGGCGUACCCCGAGUACAUGAUCAAGUUCUCGCAGACGACGCAGCACACCGGCCACCCCAAGGCCGGCCUGCCGGCGCACCGCCCCUACCGGUGUGGAAAUCAAAUUUACGGCGCGUUCGCUCGUUCUUCGCACCCGACUCACUGGUCGAUUUCCACGCAGGCCUCUACCGGCCCAACCUGGUCGAGGGCAUCGAGUAGGGCGCCCUAUCCUACGCACAAAUUCGCCUCCCCCUGCCCCCUCCCCCUUUCACACCGCGAGCUACUCACAGAACACACUCCCUUUCGCGACACACCGCGAGCUCUAGCUCGCGGUGCACACCCUCCGAAGUCUGGGUCACGAGUAACACUUA
Messenger RNA from Pelagomonas calceolata, 4090 nucleotides. The record is from the annotation of a GenBank genome assembly. NCBI's taxonomy places the organism in Eukaryota, Pelagophyceae, Pelagomonadales, Pelagomonadaceae.